GGUUUGCUUCCAAACACACCUCAUUCCUUUAGAGAGCUCCGUUCGGCAAACAACUCCUGGGAGUUUCAAAAUUUCAAAAAUUAUAAAAUUCUUUUAUCAAAAUUCAAAAAAUUUUACCUUAACUUUUAACUAAAAAAAUAUGUCUUGCAGGAAAUCUUUUGGACCCGGACCUGGGGCUUACAAUAUUCCCUCAACCUUUGGCUACAAAAACUGCGACGCCAGAAUGGAGAGAAGUCCCGGGUUUUCCUUCGGAAAACGUACGAGGUCUUGCAACAACCCAAAUCGGAUGAGAACCGCUGGACCUGGACCUGCAGACUACUUUCCCUCCAAGGUCUCCCGAUAUGGAAGGGUAACGGAUCGGGAGUUCUCAGUUUUCAGUCCGCAUAGUAGUCAAUGGGUGUCCCGUCGCUAGAAAUGAUUUGUUUUCUGAAUAGACAUAUGUGAGGUAACA
Molecule: messenger RNA, 451 nt
Organism: Drosophila ananassae
Lineage: Eukaryota; Metazoa; Arthropoda; Insecta; Diptera; Drosophilidae
Product: outer dense fiber protein 3B
Exons: 2
Coding region: 140-412 (90 amino acids)
Source: RefSeq, a predicted model, not a curated record